Olea europaea var. sylvestris is the source of this 576-nucleotide messenger RNA. RefSeq names its product pre-mRNA-splicing factor 38-like. The record is from RefSeq and is a predicted model, not a curated record. Lineage: Eukaryota; Viridiplantae; Streptophyta; Magnoliopsida; Lamiales; Oleaceae. The annotation marks the transcript as partial. The transcript has 3 exons. Gene Ontology annotation, cellular component: precatalytic spliceosome.
AAAUCCUUCAAAUAUAUAUAUAUUACCUACAUAUAUUCAGGUAACUGAAGUGCAAGAAUGGCGAACAGGACGGACCCGCUAGCGAAAAGCAUAAAGGGGACGAACCCGCAGAACCUGGUGGAGAAGAUAGUGCGUUCUAAGAUAUACCAGAACACUUACUGGAAAGAGCAAUGCUUUGGACUCACUGCCGAGACCCUUGUUGACAAGGCCAUGGAGAUCGACCAUUUGGGUGGUACUCACGGCGGCAACCGCAAGCCCACUCCUUUCUUGUGCCUCGUUAUGAAGAUGCUUCAGAUCCAGCCCGACAAGGAAAUUGUCGUUGAGUUUAUCAAAAAUCCCGAAUACAAAUAUGUUCGAGCGCUUGGAGCUUUUUAUUUGCGACUUACAGGGACAGACAUUGAUGUUUACCGUUACUUGGAACCUCUGUACAAUGAUUACCGAAAGCUACGGUUCAAAUCAUCUGAUGGGCGCUUCACCUUGACACAUGUUGAUGAGGUUAUUGAUGAACUUCUGACAAAAGAUUAUUCUUGUGAUAUUGCAUUGCCACGAAUCAAAAAAAGGUAUCUGAAACCCCAU